Molecule: messenger RNA, 2697 nt
Organism: Galendromus occidentalis (western predatory mite)
Lineage: Eukaryota; Metazoa; Arthropoda; Arachnida; Mesostigmata; Phytoseiidae
Product: myotubularin-related protein 10
Exons: 1
Coding region: 1-2070 (689 amino acids)
Biological process (GO): phosphatidylinositol dephosphorylation
Cellular component (GO): cytoplasm; membrane
Source: RefSeq, a predicted model, not a curated record
AUGACUUCGGUGAGGUUCAGCAAAGGAGGCGGCUCGUUUAUUUCGUACAUAAACUUCGAAGAGAAGAAAGCGCCGCUCCCCAGCCAGCAAUUGCCGGAGGAAAUGGCAGGCGGCAACGGACUCGAAGAUUGCUGCAAGCCCCGCAUAUCGUCCAAGGAGGUGGUGCUCAACACAGUCACAAGAGUUUUGAAGUUUAGUACUUUCGGUGAUUUGAAUUCAGGAGUGCCCGGCGCGCUGUACUGCACCAAUCUCAAGCUGAGUUUCGUUCCAAUGAAAAAUCUGGCCGAACUCUUGGACGUGGGCACCGACGAAUCGUGGCCGCUGGGGGCGUUUGAUGUUUGUUUGACAAACAUCGAGUCCGUCGAACAGCUCAGUGGGGGGAAGCGGAAGAGACUCGGGCCGUCAUCUGGUCUGGCAUCACCUGUUGAAAUGAUACAGAUAUUCUGUAAGGACUUCAGAGUGUUCACGUUUUCGUUUCGUUUCUCGCCGUCGGAAGAUGUCGUCAAAGCACUCGACUACCUCGGACGACAUCCUUUCGUCAAUUCUCCCGAUCGAUUAUUCGGAUUCGAAGAACCGCCUCAGCAGAACUCAUCCACCAGCGUCCAGAUCUCGAAAAUCAAGGAGCAUGAUUUUCUAUCGCCGUAUGAUACCGGCGCCGAGUGGGGAGCGGAACUGAAGAGGUGUGGUGCUAGUGAGUGUUUUCGAACGACCGACGUCAACAAAAUAUUCGCGUUCAGCGAAAGCCUGCCGCGGAGGUUUGUGAUACCCGCGAAAGUGACGGAUCAUAAGCUGGAUGUCGAGUCGAAACACUACAAAGAUCACCGAGUGAUGUCGUGGAGUUAUACCAAAGGCCGGACACAUCUUCUCCGAGGAUCUUCGCCGGACGCUUCCAGCUCGAAGGAUUCUCGUUACCUUACAUUAUUGGACUGUCAACGAACGGAUUUCGAGGAGUUCGAUAUCGAACUUUCGUGUCCGGGAAUUCGGGAAACCCAUCAGAGUUUUGUGCGUCUCAUGGCGAUUUGCACUCCGAGCAACGUGCAGGAGUUCGACGAUGUCGAUGCCCAUUUCCUCUCGAAGGUAGAAGAGACCCGGUGGCUAGCGAACGUGUCGCUGUGUCUGAAGGAGGCUGUCAAAGUUGCCAAGGUCUUGGCUGGCCAGACCAAGCAAUACAUCCUCGUUCGAGAGAAAACAGGCGUGGACAUGUGUUCGGUCAUAUGUUCAUUAGUUCAGGUCAUCCUAGAUCCGUUCUGCAGGACUUUACGCGGUCUAGAAAACCUCGUCUGCAAGGAAUGGGUCUCGAUGGGUCAUCCCUUCGCCGAGCGUCUUGGCCACAUACGCGGGAUCAGUUGUAAUAACGUUCAGCUAGAGCCGGCACCGAUGUACCUUCUGUUCCUCGAUUGUGUUUGGCAACUACUGCAACAAUUCCCAGCGAGCUUUGAAUUUUCCGAAACAUAUCUCUGUCGAAUGUGGGACCAUAGUCUCGUAGGGUUAUACGACGCCUUCGUGUUCAGUAACAACAAAGAACGCAGUAAAGCCAAGCAAAACGGCUCGGUUUAUCGAAAGCUGUUCGAUUGGGCCGAUUGGCUGAGUGCACAAGAUCUAGAACUUUUGAAGAAUCCUCUCUACCUGCUCGUGGACAGUCGGAACGAACCGCUCACGGACCUCGAUUAUACGAUCAAGGGUCUAGAUGUUUGGGCUCAGUGUUAUUUCCGUUGGAUUCCCAAAUCAGAAAUUGUGAAUGGUGAUCCGGCCAUGUUGUUCACAUUCUACGCUCGUGUGGCCAAAGACAUCAGAGCGCUCCAGAGACAGCUGGAGACUCUGCGCUGCUCGGACUCGGAGCAAGUUACGCUUCGCCAGAAAGAACGCCUUCCCUCCGAUGAGUUCCUCGCAAACUCCAAGCGGACAUCUCGCCUAUUGAAACCUGGUUCUGAUCUGAAGAUUAACGUGAUAACGUCGUCGUUCCCGUUCGCUCCCCCUGGGCCGAUAGACUGGGGCUCAUUUCAUGGAAGUUGUCACACAUCACAGAUUUCCGCCGUAUUGGGAGACAUCAGAGAAGAUUCGACCGAGUGAUCGGCAUAGCCGUCAAAGUCAUACAGCAUGGAACGCCUGGAGCUGCUUGGAGCCUUGAUGUCGGAUUCGUGUUGUGUUGCUGCCGAUGGUGGUGGAGCUGCGGCGGUGGCGGCGGCGAUGAAGAACCAGGGCAUUGUGAAGUGCAAUUUGAAUACGAAUUCGCGAACUAUUUAGCUGGUAGCGUGGGACGUUUGCGAACAUGGGAGGAUAAUCUUAGUCAUGUCUCCAGGAGACACCUGUGAAUGGAGUUACCGGGUAGACUUCGGUAGGAUCUAAUAUAGCUUUGGUUCGAUGGUGCCGGUGAUGUUUAUACCUGUAGUUAUCCAAUUAGACCAUGGAGUUUCCUAUCAGCGGCGAGUGUACGAUUCGCUCCUGAUUCAACGAUUAUAUUCCAUUAUCAUUAUUAUUUUUCUUUUCAUCCCUUGGUGGAUCACUGACUCAGGUCCCGAUCCUGAGUUAUUUGUAGACGAAUUGUCGUCUGGACUGCCGAGACUUCCGGAGGUAUCAUGGAAUUUAGAGAACGUUGCAUAAUACCGCCGUUGAUAGUAAUGUAAUCGAUCACGCGAGGGAAACCAGCAUGCUGGAUGAUUCCGUGUUGAGGGGUUCUGCUGCGAGAUGAUGAAGUCA